This is a messenger RNA of Neoarius graeffei (lesser salmon catfish), 6194 nucleotides long. Its product is annotated as metal transporter CNNM1. The record is from RefSeq and is a predicted model, not a curated record. Gene Ontology annotation, biological process: transport; magnesium ion homeostasis. Gene Ontology annotation, cellular component: plasma membrane. The coding region runs from base 147 to 2894 and encodes 915 amino acids. The transcript has 10 exons. NCBI's taxonomy places the organism in Eukaryota, Metazoa, Chordata, Actinopteri, Siluriformes, Ariidae. Gene Ontology annotation, molecular function: transmembrane transporter activity.
UCUGUAUAAUUAUGCAUAAUCGGGGGAAGUCGCUCGUUAUUGGCAAUUUCCUGCGAAAAUCGACCUCAGCAGUCGGCAAACGUCAUAUCGUUAUUGCAGUAUAUACCGUACAUUUCCUUGAGAUUUUACAGUUCGAGCUAUGAGCUAUGUGCAAAAGACACCAGCUGUGUGUGUGCAAGAGAGAGAGAGAGAGAGAGAGAGAGAGAUCGCCACGUGACACAUCUCGCCUAUGUCCUUCUGAAAAGCCACUCAGCAUCAUGGCUGCGGAUGCUGCGGAUGCUCUCCUCCCGCUCUGCAUCCCGGCACCAUGGCAGCUGCCGGUGCUCCUUCUUCUCGUCUCGCAUCUACCCGGUCACGCCCUCGGCCUAUUAGGCUUCCGUCCAGAGGACACGAGUCCGGUGCUGUCUGUGCAGAACGGACUGCUGAGGGCGACCGAGGGAACGCGCUUCGUGUUGCGGGUGUACUACGCAGCGUCGCCGCAGAGGAUGAACCGAAACGCGAGCUCCAGAGCGGAUGCCACCACCGCGCCGUGGAUCGCCUUUGUAGAGGAGCCGCAGCCGGGCCGAGAGGGUCAAGCUCACCCGAAGCGGAACUUAUGUGUAGAAGAGAGCGCGCGAACUUCUGACAUAGAGCUGCUGGGUUCGUUCAAGUCGGCCUCCAGCCAGAACUCCAUCCUUGUAGAGCUGCUGGCCAAAGACCUGCGGCGCGGUGAGAAAGUCAAAUAUUAUUCCAUGUGCGCCUUUGAUGGGGCCAAGUGGGAGCACUUUAGGUCGAGGGACUUCUGGCUGGCGGUGGUCGAGCGGCCACCACACGCAGACGGAUGGCUUCAGGCGACUCUUUCUGUGCUCUUGUUGGCGCUAUCCGCUCUCUUCAGCGGACUCGUUAUAAGCAUGCUCGCCCUCGACCCUGUGGAGCUGAAAGUGCUCCAGAACAGUGGCACGGAGAAGGAGCAGAAGUACGCGGGCAAGAUCGAGUCCGUGCGCAAACACGGCAACUACGUGCUCUGCACUUUGGUGUUGUGCAAUGUGCUCACCAACACAUUUUUAGUUGUUUGGAUGUGCCAGAUUCUCGGAGUCACACCUCUGUCCACCGCUGCCUGCACGUUCUUGAUCUUUUUCGUUGGAGAGAUUCUGCCACAUUCAGUCGCAUCCAGACACGGGCUGGCCAUAGCCUCGAAAACCAUCUGGCUCACUCGGCUGCUCAUGCUGGCCACUUUCCCCAUCACAUACCCGAUUAGCAAACUCCUGGAUAACAUGUUGCAUCAAGAAAUAAGUAACUUUUACACUCGUGAAAAGUUACUGGCGAUGCUGCGCGUCACAGAUCCCUAUCAUGACCUGGUGAAAGAGGAGCUCAACAUCAUCCAGGGAGCCCUGGAGCUUAGGACCAAAACGGUCGAGGAUGUUUUGACCCCGCUCAAUGACUGCUUCAUGCUGGCUUCUGACGCCAUCCUGGAUUUCUACACCAUGUCUGACGUCAUGCAGAGCGGUUAUACUCGCAUCCCUGUUUUUGAGAACGAGCGGUCGAACAUUGUCGACAUUCUGUUUGUUAAAGAUCUGGCCUUCGUUGAUCCAGAUGACUGUACCCCACUUAAAACCAUCACACAGUUCUACAAACAUCCUUUGCACUGUGUAUUUAAUGAUACCAAACUUGAUGCAAUGCUCGAGCAGUUCAAGAAAGGGAAAAGCCAUUUGGCCAUAGUCCAGCGAGUCAACAAUGAAGGAGAAGGAGACCCUUUCUAUGAGGUUAUGGGAAUUGUCACACUGGAAGAUGUUAUUGAAGAGAUUAUCAAGUCAGAAAUUGUGGAUGAGACAGACUUGUACACUGAUAACCGCACUAAAAGGCGAGUGUCUCACCAUGAGAGGAAACAGCAAGAUUUCUCCAUUUUCAAACUUUCUGAGAGUGAGAUGAAGGUGAAAGUCUCCCCUCAGCUGCUGUUGGCUACACAUCGCUUCCUGGCUACAGAAGUGGAGCCUUUCAAGUCUACUUACAUAUCAGAGAAGAUCCUGCUGCGCCUCAUUAAGCAUCCAAGUGUUGUACAGGAGCUGAAGUUUGACGAGAAGAAAAAGAAAUCACCAAAGCACUACCUCUACCAGCGCAACAAACCUGUUGAUUACUUUGUGUUGAUUUUGCAGGGUCGAGUGGAGGUAGAAAUUGGAAAAGAAGCACUGAAGUUUGAAAAUGGUCCUUUCACUUACUAUGGCAUGCCUGCCAUCAUGGCUGUAUUACCUACAGUUCAUAGGUCACCAUCACGGAGCAGUGGACUAAAUCAUUCGGACACCACCAUCCAUGCAGGGAGUCUGAGCCAGCUAAGCAUAGGAGGGGGGGCUUACCUACCAGACUACUCUGUUCGCCAGCUCACCGACCUGCAGAUCAUCAAGGUAACACGUAACCACUACCAGAACGCUCUGACAGCCACACGGAUGGACAUCUCUCCUCAGACUCCUGAUGCAGACACCCAGGCUGGAGGAGAGAGGAACACAAUUCCAGAGACACGCUCCAACAGCAUUGCGCUGCCUCUUCCCCGCUCACACCACCACACACACCUCUUAAAACAACCCCACAGCACCUCCAUGCUCAAUCAGAAGAAUCGCAUUGUCCGGAGUAAAUCAGAUGGACAGAAAAGCCCCAGUGAUUCUGUGUUCUUGCGCAUGGAUGAGAUCCCUUACAGGCGGACCGAAUGUCUCAAGGCAAAAGGAGGAACUGAUACUGUAGCUGUACCAAAAGAAACAGGCCUGUGUUCAUCUCAGCUGAUCAGCUCUCACUCUCUGAAUGGAUCAGAUGAUAACCUGGGCAAGAAGCUGCUGCGCAAACUAAGUAACAAGAAACGGAAAAAGUCACGUGAUGGAGAGAAGCCAGUAGAGGAUAUUUGUGAACUGUCCCAGGUGAAAACCUAGCGCAUCAGUACUAGCAGUUCAGCCCUUGUCUCCCUCACAGUUCUACAUCUCCCACCAAUGUGAAGCGUCCUAGACCAAUCCUGAAAGAUUUCAAAACAGAAAAGGAGCUUGAUGUGGACAGAAGUGGCCACUAUAGAAGACAAAUGAUAAGACCUUGCUGUCAUUAUUUUUAUCUAGCCUUUUCAUGUUGAAAGCUCGAGUUGAAGGAAGGUCAUGAAAACAUCAGGACACGGUGUAUUUUCAGGCACCUGUGACAUUACCCAGCCUUUUCAGCCCAGGAUUGUGACGUGGAGUGGGAACAGCAAAUAUUCAAAACACAAACAUCUUGUGCUUACGAUUUUUAAGGUACUACUUUUCUCAGUACUGUGUACUAUUUGAAAGUUUUCGCUGAUUAUGUCAUCUACAGUCACGAUGUUGAUUUCACAUGCACCUCUAAUGCAGGUCAAGCUUCCAAGCACAGGCCUGCAGAGAUCGUUAUUCAUCUCACCUACAGCAAGGCAUAACCUUCUGACAGGGUUUAUAAAACAUGAUACUUCAUCAAUAUUGCUUUGAAAGAUUUAAUUAGUGUACGUUUCUUCGUUGAGAGGUAUUAGCAAGGCUGUGUCUGGAACUGUCAAAGAUAAUUUAGUAAUAAUGAAGCACUUUAAGUGAAAAUUGAUCCUUGUAUUCAGUUGAAUAGUUUAUUUAAGGUGUUGAUAUUGGGGAAGUGAAUGAAACAUGAGACUGCCUAUAUUAGGUAAGUGUUUUGGGGGUUUUUUCUUCCAAAACGCAGGCUCUUAGCCAAUUUAAUAGUGCUGUAAAAAUGCACUGUAUCUGGUGGGUUUUUUGUGUUUUUUUUGGUAAAUGAGAGUAUUUUUAAGAGCCAUGGAUGUUUGCCACAGGCACUAGUUGAUAACACAAGUGGUUGUUCUACAUUUCUGAAGAGGUUUAUUGAAUGAUAUCAGAUCUGCACAUUGUUCGUAUACAUGUUGGAUGCUUAAAAGUCUAAGCACAUCCAGUCAACAGGUUUUACACUAAAAGAGUAAUUAUAUAAUGGCAUGCUUUUCUUGAAUAUUUAACAGAAGCCUCCUAUGUUUACACAGUACCAGUCAGAAGUUUGUACACACCUACUCAUUCAUAGAAUUUCCAGAUUGUGACUAUUUUCUACAUUGUAGAAUACUGAAGACAUCAAAACUAUGAAAUAAUGUAUGGAACAUGUAUGGAAUUAUGUGGUAAACCAAAAAAAGUGUUAAAAAAAUAUAAUUUAAUUUAUUUAGCUUUUGCCACAGGAAGAUCUAUAUACGGUAUAUGUACAUACAUCAUGGCAUGGGAAACCACAACAGCUUGCGCCAAUUACAGUGGCCCCAUUGUACCAAAUCUGCAUGUCUUUACACUGUGGGGGAAACCGGAGCACCCGGAGGAAACCCACGCGGACACGGCGAGAACAUGCAAACUCCACACAGAAAGGCCCCUGGCGGCCGUGAGGUUCGAGCCCAGAACCUUCUUGCUGUGAGGCAACAGUGCUAACCACUACACCACCGUGCCACCCACGGUGUUUCAUAUUUUCAUAAUAAUAAUGUUUCAUAUUUUCAAUUCUUCAAAGUAGCUACCAUUUACCUUGAUGACGCUUUGCACACUAUUGGCAUUAUCAUAACCAGCUUCAUGAGGUAGUCACCUGGAACGCUUUUCAAUUAACAGGUGCCUCGUCAAAAGUUAAUUAUGGUAAUUUCUUGCCUUCAUUAUGUGUUUGAGAUCAAACAGUAAAUAAUAAAAAUACAGUAAAUAGUCCUAUUCCACAACUGUAGUAAUCCAUAUUAUGUCAAGAACCGCUCAACUAAGUAAAGAGAAAUGACAUCCAUCAUUACUUUAAGACACAAAGUGUCUUCAUUAAUAAAAAUAAACAUUGAAUUAGGAGUGUCCGAACUGUUGACUGGUACUUUUUACCCCCCCAGGCAGUUUAGAAAAAAAAGAAGCCAUAUCUUGAAUAAACUUGAAUGCAUCAGAACUAAGAACUAAUCACCUCAGUCUAUAUAUAUACACUGAAUAUUAAGUAUGCCAAUUUCAUAAUGUAUGAGGUUCUGGCAUUUUUGAAGCUGGCAUUGAAAUAACAGCUGACAUUAGUGAAUAGUUUACUCCUGUCUACUUUUAGCUUAUAACACUAGGAAUGCUGUCGAUGCUGCUGCUCAGUUGCAUUUGUGUCUCUAAAAAAAGAAAAACAAAUCCAGUAAAACUAACAUCAAAAGGUGCCAUUCCUGUAUCACUGCCAUCCAUCCACCAGCAUGUUGUACUCAUGCUAUGCUAUAUCAGUUACAGCUCAUCCCUGCCAACAUUACUAACUGAUAUACUGAAGGGAUGAGAAGCAUGGCACUUGUAAAUAAGGAGUGAAAAAUGAGAUUUUUUUUUUGCAUGUAAAGCACUGCUGUGGUGUUUUAUUGUUAUUUUUGUUACCCUUUACCAACCACACCUCUCCUGUCCUGCAUGCACGGAGCAGGCAUCAGUACCCUACGCUGUAGCUAAUGAGAACUGAGAGGCCUGUCUGCAUGAGGCGCACACACCCAGGAGAUCUGCAGUGCCUCUGAGCUGCUAGGAAUCGAUGAUGGCGUUCGAUCCGAUUCCAUCAGUUUACAGCACAGAGAAACAAUGACUCAGGCUGGCAACAACACAUCCUUGCAAUCCCUUGAAUAGCUAUUUAUUGUAAUGAUAAGCAAUAACAAAAUUGUAUGAUGAAUAACUCCCUUUUUCUACUGACUUAUUGGAACCCUUUUUUUUGAAAAGGCGCGGUGCUGCUGCUCUCAGGUCAUGUGGACUGAUGUUCUGUUGUGCAAAAUACAGUAAGCUGACUCUGCUUUACUGAGAGCGCAUGACGCAGGAGAGUUGGAGAAAGUGCUCUUGGAACCAUUGCUGCAUUGCAGGCAUAGGAACAUGUGACACCAACUGACGUCUGGGCCCAACCCCCCCACAUGUACACGCCCACUCUCUCUCUCUCUCUCUCUCUCUCACACACCAGGGAAUCGCAGUAGCACUGACUGACUAAUCUAGCAUCAGCUAGUGGAGCACAAGAUACACUGCACCCCUCCCUCAGGCUCUCACUCAAAUUCUGAUGAUGCAUACAGUAAAGCCUUACAGCCCGUCAGUACUGCUAAAGGCAAUGGGAAAAACAUAGCCGUCUCUCCCAUGCACUCUCAGUAAAGAUUGUAAGCAAUGGCUGAAGAAUAUAUAAAGAAUAUAGUGUUUAUAAAGAAAGGUUCAGUGUAUAAGAAAUAGUGAUUUACGAAUAUAGUAUAUGAGAGAACUAUAUGAGAUAUUAUGAAAUGUAUUAUA